UGGCUCUGACCUAGUUGGCAGUGGUAUGGCUAAAUGCACCAAGAAGGUCGGCAUCGUUGGUAAAUACAGGACCCGCUAUGGUGCCUCCCUCUGGGAAAUGGUGAAGAAAAUUGAAAUCAGCCAGCAUGCCAAGUACACCUGCUCCUUCUGUGGCAAAACUAAGAUGAAGAGACGGGCUGUGAGGAUCUGGCACUGUGGUUCCUGCAUGAAAACGGUAGCUGGCGGUGGCUGGACCUACAACACCACUUUGGCUGUCACAGUAGAGUCUGCCAUCAGAAGACUGAAGGAAUUGAAAGACCAGUAG
Tupaia belangeri chinensis (Chinese tree shrew) is the source of this 304-nucleotide messenger RNA. RefSeq names its product putative 60S ribosomal protein L37a. Gene Ontology annotation, molecular function: structural constituent of ribosome; large ribosomal subunit rRNA binding. NCBI's taxonomy places the organism in Eukaryota, Metazoa, Chordata, Mammalia, Scandentia, Tupaiidae. The record is from RefSeq and is a predicted model, not a curated record. Gene Ontology annotation, biological process: translation. The transcript has a single exon. Bases 26 to 304 code for a protein of 92 amino acids. Gene Ontology annotation, cellular component: ribosome; cytosolic large ribosomal subunit.